AUGACGAGUAACACUGAAGAAAUUGAUAAUACAGCUAUAAUUGAAACAAACACCGAUUCUAGUUCAUGUAAACUGUAUGCUGUUGAUCGUGAAUAUUGGGUUGAUCCAUAUAUGAAGUAUUUUACAAUGAAACAUGAACGUAAAACACCUGAAAUCAAUAUUGGCUAUUAUAUUCGUGUAACGGCGAUUCGUAAAUUUAUAGAAAAAUUCAUCUGA
Molecule: messenger RNA, 216 nt
Organism: Didymodactylos carnosus
Lineage: Eukaryota; Metazoa; Rotifera; Eurotatoria; Philodinida; Philodinidae
Source: the annotation of a GenBank genome assembly